CACAGAUGCGCAUAUAGCCUUUUGUUCUUUCUUCGAUGCGCUCAAGCGACGAAGCAAGCAAACACAAUGUGGUUUCUCGAGUGUGAGGGCGACUUGUUCGAGAACAAGCGGAUAUGGCUUCGACCUGGCACAAAGCUUGUCGUUGGCCGUACUUCGAAACCCGAGCCCGGACAGCGCAUGCGAUAUAUCGAGAAUUCAUCAGUAUCACGAAAGCACCUGACAGUCGACAUCGCCCAAGUAGAGGCUGGCGAGAGCAAACACCUUCAUGCAAAGACGAAAAUUGUCGUGACCGACAACUCCAAAGUCGGAACAUGGGUCCACGGAGAAAAGCUCAAGAAAGGCGAAAGCCAGCCAUUGGACCGGAACGACAACAAGAUCAGGCUCGGAAACUACGAGCAAAUGUUCCAUAUCAAAUGGCAGCCCAUCGUCUUCUCGUUUCCCUCGCUGCCUCGCGCAUCCCGCCAGCUUGAAGAUCCACUCACCGAACAACGUCAAUUUCUCGAACCUCUAGGCAUCAAGUGUGUCGUCGAUUACAUUGCCCAAUUCACCUCGCAUCUGGUCGCGAAGAAGCGCAACACCCCGACCACAUUGCAAGCUCUUGUCAACGCUCGCUACAUCGUCACAGAUGAAUAUCUCAAAGAGGUUCAGUCCAUGUCUCUUGAAGCUCUGGAGCAAGACUUUGCAGCAAACUGGCCCAGCGAAGAACCUUACUCUCCUCCGCCGGCGAAUGAGCCAAACCCUCGUCCCAACAAGUCGCCCGAUUUCCUCCCAAACUCAAAACGCUCGGAAAUGUUUUCGCAAUACACCUUCAUAUUCAGCGACCCUGGACAGCACGCAAACCUCAUGCCAACUAUCACUGGCGGUGGUGGAAAGGCUUUGUGUCAUGAAGUGGAUAGCCAAAACCCAGACGCUGAGGAUCUGAUGAGCUACGUCCGCGAAGUCGCCGGUAAGAAAUCAGAUAGAGGAUUCAAGCUUAGUCAACAACCAAAGUCAAAGGGUGGCAUUAUCUUGGUUCGUAUAGGUGGCUUCAAAGAUUACAUGCCAAACUUCUACGAUCGAGUCGACUCCGCUCUUGAUCAGAGCAGUAUCGAGCAGAACGAAUUGUUGGAAGCCAUCCUUGAUGCUGACGCCGACAAGUUGAAGAGACCCGCAGAAGUCAGCCACAUUGCAGAGGAUACCAACAUGGAAAAUCGAGCUCAAUCGUCAGCUGUUCGUCAAGGCUCACAGUCUCCUUCUGUGCGCCGACAAUCAAGAAGAAUUGCAACAGAGGCUCCGUCCGCGACGCCUGAAAGUGCGACACCUGAGGUCUCUCAACAGGAGCCGACUACAACAAAGCGCCGUGGACGCAAACCAUUGACGCAAACAAAAUUCAAAGGCUUCGACGAGAUUGAUAUCAACGCUCUACCGAAAUACCGAUCGCCAUCGCCAUCACAACCUCCAUCAUACGAUGCAAGUCAGAUUCCUUCGCCAGACGCCAUGGACGAUGAUAGUCACCCUGCAAGCUCCCAUCCAGUACCGAGUCAACACACUCAGCGCUCAACAAGAAAGAGACCACCACCAGAAGAUGAAGAAACACAUCAAGACAUGAUGACCGAUAUGCUGCAGGGAGCUGCCAAGAUGAAGAGACGUCGCAUUGAGCAAGGACUCGAGACAUCAACAACUCCAGCUGAAACGCCUGUAGAAGCACCUACACCAGCACCCGCCAUCGUGAAAGCCAAGAAGCGCAAAGACAAGGAGGUCGAUGUACGAGCCAUACUUGCAGAACGCCAACAGGCAGAGGAAGAAAGACGUCUAGAAGACGAAGAGAAGCUUCGCAACCAGCUCGCAGGCAUGGAAGUCGCUGACAUGAAGAAUCUGGCUCAAAUCGAGGAGAUGGAAAUUCGUCGCGAACCUCCUCCACGUUCAAGACAUGAUGCUGAAGCUGGUCACGACGAUCGCUGGGACGAUCGCUGGAAUGGUCGCAAGAACUUCAAAAAGUUCCGCAGACAAGGCAAUGCAGCAAACACACAGACCCGAGCUCGUGUAUUUGUUUCGUUGGAAGAAGUCGCACCGAAAGCAUACGGUGCACAGGACGAUUACUUCCUGGAAUCGUCUUCCAUCCGCUCGAAAAAGACCCAGAAGAAGGCAAAGCGCUCGCAGCAGACUCAAGAUAGUGUCGAUGUCCAAGUCACCGCUACACCUGCAUCCACCUCCGGCAAAGGCACACAAUCACAACGUCCAAAGAACAACACCAACAGCAUCUCACUUGUUUCAGACAGCGACAAUGACAAGUCGUCUGAAGAUGAAGACAAUGCAUCACGCUUCCGUCGUCGUAUCGCAACCUCCCGCCGUCAAGACGCCGAAGCCUCUCGUUCGGAAGCCAUCAUGCCAGAAGAAAUCGCAGGCACGGCUAGAGAUCAAGACAUCGCAGACGCAGCAAGACAGGCCAAGAGCAGUGCUUCAGUACGAACGCAACCGGGCAAGAGAACCGCCAAAGGUGUGGUGGAUGAAGUGUCACAGCCUAGAAAGAGAGUUCAGCGUAGACCCAGUCCUGACGAAGUUUCCGAAGAUGAAGAUGACGAAGAAGAAGCAAGCACGAGGUUCAGACGCAGGAAGAGGUGAGAUGGAAAGCAUUCGGCACUUCGACGAGUCAAUGAGUAUAUAAACAUACAUGGCCCAAAAGCACGUAUAGCAGCUACAUAGCAUAGCCUCUUGCUCUUUACCAAAUAUAAUCCUUGCAACCACC
Messenger RNA from Aureobasidium pullulans EXF-150, 2725 nucleotides. RefSeq lists its product as uncharacterized. Gene Ontology annotation, molecular function: protein binding; damaged DNA binding. The transcript is spliced from 3 exons. Gene Ontology annotation, biological process: double-strand break repair via homologous recombination; mitotic G2 DNA damage checkpoint signaling. Gene Ontology annotation, cellular component: Mre11 complex. Lineage: Eukaryota; Fungi; Ascomycota; Dothideomycetes; Dothideales; Saccotheciaceae. The coding region runs from base 67 to 2601 and encodes 844 amino acids. The record is from RefSeq and is a predicted model, not a curated record.